AUGACUGAAUACUGUGCUAGGGGACUAUUCCCCUUUAUCUGUUCGAGGAGAUUCUCCUCGGCGGUUUUCCACCGACGAUAUCAUGUCGUCCAAAUAAGCCCUGUCAAUGAUCUCAUCGCACCAACUGCCAAGAGGUUCCUUUUAGGAGUGUACAAGAGGCUCACCACACCCCGCACCAGCCCACACCCCACCACCUCCCACCAAAAGCCUUCUCACAAACGGACCAUCACGAUGGCGGCGCCAAUACUAAACGUAGAGUCCGCAAAACGCCUUGCAGCUCACCGCGCAGUAGACGAGCACUUCCCCGCCCAUGCCCGCCAUGUCGGUAUCGGCUCCGGGUCCACCGUCGUCUACGUCGUUGAGCGGAUUGCACAGCUGUCGCGCGAAAUCACCGACGGGAUUAUCUUUGUCCCCACAGGCUACCAGUCGCGCGAACUUAUCUUGCGCGCCGGUUUGAAGCUAGGAAGUAUCGAAUUGCAUACUGACCUCGAGGUCGCAUUCGAUGGCGCAGACGAGGUAGACCCGUACCUCAACUGCAUCAAGGGCGGUGGGGCAUGCUUGUUCCAGGAGAAGCUAGUCGCUAUCUCUGCGAAGAAGUUCGUUGUUGUCGCUGACUACCGUAAACUUUCACCUUCACUCUCGACUCAUUACGCUCCUGGUAUCCCCAUCGAGGUCGUCCCCACCGCCGCAAACCAUGUUCUCUCCCGCCUAAUAUCGCUCGGUGCUGUAAACCCCGCUAUCCGCAUGGGCGGCGCCUCCAAAGCUGGACCCUGUAUUACUGACAACGGGAACUUCAUCAUUGAUGCGCCUUUCCCCGACGGUUUCAUUCCGUCCCCUACCUCACGUCUGUCACAUCAGCGCAGUAUCUCUCCCACGAGCUCUUCAAUCGGCUUAGAUGCCGGUGCUGUACAGAUGGGCGGUGAGCGUGUUGGAGGUCUCGAUAUCCUAGGCAAGGAGGGAGGUCACCCUGGGGCGGCGGUAGGAAUGGGAGUGGGCGGGAACGAGAAGGUUGAAGAACUCGCUAGGGUUUUGAAGAAUAUCGUGGGAGUAGUGGAGCAUGGUGUGUUCUGGUCGGGGGAUAAGAAGCCCGUGAUGGCAUAUUUUGGGAUGGAGGAUGGUAAAGUGGAGACAAGGACGUUGCAUGUAUAG
Morchella importuna is the source of this 1149-nucleotide messenger RNA. RefSeq lists its product as uncharacterized. The transcript is spliced from 2 exons. Lineage: Eukaryota; Fungi; Ascomycota; Pezizomycetes; Pezizales; Morchellaceae. The coding region runs from base 1 to 1149 and encodes 382 amino acids. The record is from RefSeq and is a predicted model, not a curated record. Gene Ontology annotation, cellular component: intracellular membrane-bounded organelle. Gene Ontology annotation, biological process: D-ribose metabolic process; pentose-phosphate shunt, non-oxidative branch. Gene Ontology annotation, molecular function: ribose-5-phosphate isomerase activity.